Molecule: messenger RNA, 1374 nt
Organism: Penicillium hordei
Lineage: Eukaryota; Fungi; Ascomycota; Eurotiomycetes; Eurotiales; Aspergillaceae
Exons: 4
Coding region: 1-1374 (457 amino acids)
Source: RefSeq, a predicted model, not a curated record
AUGACCGAGCCUAUAGCCAAAACUGCUACGGCUGCGGCUGUGAGGGUAUCCGGGGGUUUCCCCCAGUACUAUAGACACACUGCUCUAGAGGAACACGACGUCGUAUGCAAGUGCCGCAAGCGGGGCCGUCCCGAGGACAUCGGAUCUUGCGAGCUCGGCACGGCUCACAGGAGAUCGGAAGACGCUGACGUGUAUGUCUUCCAGCUACCAUGCCACAUAUCAUUCUUCUGGGGACCCUCGACACCAAGCUUGCAGAGACUCUACCUCUACAACCAGCUGCAGCAGAAUGCCACCCGCUUCGCGACGCCCUUAGAGAUUACCUUGAUUGACUGCGGUCGUCAAGCCAUUACGCACGAUGCUAUCACCAUAGGCCACAUUGACCUACUAUCCAAAUAUGCAUCCGGCGACAGCACUGGGAUAUUGACUCAGUCCCGGGAACAAGUGAUUGAACUCCUCAUCAGCUGCGUUAGUAAGUGUAUCACCGAAUUACUGCAAACGACAGAGAUCCACGGAAUCAUCGGCGCGGGUGGUAGUGGAGGAACCAAUCUCAUCACCGCCGUAAUGAGAAAGGCUGCACCUCUUGGCCUGCCCAAACUAGUCGUCAGCACAGUCGCAUCCGGGGAUACUGGGCCAGUAAUAGGCGAAUGCGAUAUCACUUUGAUGUACUCGGUCGUGGACAUCGCGGGCACCAAUCGGCUCCUCCGCGAAGUGCUGGGGAAUGCAGCCGGCGCCAUGGUCGGCAUGGCAUCGACAUAUCAACAUAGGCUGGCUGAGCGCCGGACCCAGACUGCACAAGACAAGCAGCGAGAAGAGAAGAAGACACGAGUCGAGGUCUAUGUGUUUCAUGCUACUGGUCAUGGGGGGAAGGCUCUGGAACGAUUGGUAGAGGAAGGCCGUCUAGACGCCAUCUUGGACAUUACAACGAUCGAGAUCUGCGAUCUCAUUGCCGGCGGGACUAUGAUUACGGACAUGGUCAACUUUGGUCCGGCCGACACGGUGCCAUUUCAAUACCGUGACCGCAAGCUGCUGGCCCAUAAUCCGAAUAUAACCCUGAUGCGAACUUCUGCGGCAGAAUGUCGGGAAGUCGGGGAGUUCAUUCUCGACAAACUAGACCGGUUUACGCAGCACCCAAGUAUGGUUGAGGUGUGGCUUCCUCGGGGAGGAGUGAGUAGCGUCGGGACAGUAGGGUCAGCAUUUGCAGAUACUGACUCCGAUGCCGCCCUUGCUGAUACUCUACAUUCUGGGCUAAAGGGCAGCGGAAUCCGAGUGGUAUCGGAUGAGCGAGAUAUAAAUGAUGAUGGAUUUACACUUGACAUUGCGGAUCGGCUUAUGGAUCUCGUGGCGCAGCACUCUUGCAGUGCCGCAGCAAGCUAG